Lecanosticta acicola is the source of this 2289-nucleotide messenger RNA. NCBI's taxonomy places the organism in Eukaryota, Fungi, Ascomycota, Dothideomycetes, Mycosphaerellales, Mycosphaerellaceae. The record is from the annotation of a GenBank genome assembly.
AUGACCACAAGUCGCGCCCAGUCUGAAGAGCGCCACCCGAGUGACGAGGUUCCGCCGAACGAUGAGAGGAAAGUGGAUCAGCUACGAAAUCAGCUCGACCGCACCCUCAGCGGUCCGUCUGGAGGAGCUGCAUCGCCGAAGAAUGGCGUCCCUCCGCCGCAACACGAUGGAGCCACAGACUUCAAGGCCAUUCCACGCACAGCACGAGGCGGCUCUCUUGCCGCAGCUGUAAGUGGUCACUUCCGCGAGGUCAACGGCGCCACCAUGGCCAUGAACGACACACCCGCGACGACCGCUCCUAGCAGCCCAAGGCUGAACGGCAAUACAUUUGCGCCGGGCAGCGUGGGCAGCGUUGGCAGCGAUGGACCUCCUCCCAAACUUCCGACGCCUGUUAGACAGAACUCGGGAACGUCGACGCCGCGCGUGCGUCCGACCACCCUCGAUAUCCCAGGAUUGACGAAGAGCAAGGUCUCACCAGAUGGUCGGAUCGCAUCGAGAGAUGUGGGCUCGAAGCUUGUUAUUGUCAUGGUCGGCCUUCCAGCGCGUGGAAAGAGCUACAUUACCAAGAAGCUGGCGCGAUAUCUCAAUUGGUUACAGCAUGACACGAGGAUCUUCAACGUGGGUGAGCGAAGGCGUGUCGCAGCCGGCGGGCCCAACUGUCUGGAGAAGACCAAGAGCCAACAGCUCCGAGACGAACGCCACGACUCGCAGCGUCAGAGUACGGCGCCCAGCGCAACUUCUGCGCCGAAGCAGACGCUCAAUGAGAGCACGAAUCCGACAGACCGUCACGCUUCCGUCGCUCACAUUCUACUGAACGAUGACACCAAGCUCGAACCGCCAGCCACACCCCCGGCGACCGAGGAGGAACCGCAGCUCGGCCAUGGUCAGCCAAAUGGCCAUAGGAAACAGAGCAUGGCGACCAUAGUCUUAGCCAAGGAUGCCCCCGACGGAAAGACCCAGGAGGAGGAAGAGAUGGAGCAAAAUGCUGCGUUCUUCGACCCGCAGAACAAAAAAGCAUCACAGAUUCGUGAGCAGGUUGCUCGGGAGACGUUGGACGAGCUGCUGGACUACAUACUCUAUGAGAAUGGUAGCGUUGGCAUCCUCGAUGCAACGAACAGCACUAUGGAGCGACGCAAGAUGGUUAUGGACCGCAUCCGUGAGAGAGCUGGGCCGCAGCUGAAUGUACUCUUCCUGGAGUCAAGCUGUGUCGAUCAGGAUCUCCUCGAGGCCAAUAUGCGUCUGAAACUGAACGGCCCAGACUAUCGGGAGAUGGAUCCAAUCAUCGCUCUCAAAGACUUCAAGAAGCGUGUGCGCGAGUACGAGAAGGCGUAUGUUCCGCUUGGGGAGUAUGAAGAGAAGAACAAUAUGCCCUACAUCCAGAUGGUCGAUGUUGGCCGGAAGGUGAUCAGCCACCAGAUCAAAGGAUUCCUGAUGGCGCAAGCCAAUUAUUACCUCCUCAACUUCAACUUGGCACCGCGCCAGAUCUGGAUCACUAGGCAUGGCCUCAGCCUGGACAAUCUCUCGGGCAAGAUUGGCGGUGAUAGCGAUCUAUCUCCCGAGGGACAGCGAUAUGCCCGAUCUCUUGCUAACUUUAUGGAUGCUAAGCGCAAAGAAUGGGAUGUCAAGCAGAUCCAGGCAAUGAAGAACACACACUUCCCGCCGCAGCCUGGUGACUCGACACCGCCGAAUCCAUUCUACAAUCCUCAGUCGCCCGGAUCUGAUGCAGAUUCGAUCAUAUCAGAUGCCACAAAUGAGAUGGGGUAUGAACCGAAGGCGUUCUGCGUCUGGACCUCCAUGCUUAAGCGCAGUAUCCAGAGUGCGCAAUACUUCAACGAUGAAGACUACGACACCAAGCAAAUGCGGAUGUUGGAUGAGCUGAACGCCGGUGUGAUGGAAGGCUUGACUUACAAUUGCAUAUCGUCCCAGUAUCCCGAUGAGUACAAGACUCGCAAGGCCGACAAGCUACACUAUCGCUAUCCCGGCCCUGGUGGGGAGGGGUACCUCGAUGUCAUCAACCGGCUUCGACCGGUGAUUGUGGAGCUGGAGCGUAUGACUGAUCACGUCCUACUCAUCGGACAUCGUAGUGUGGCGCGAGUGCUCCUUGCAUACUUCCGGGGUCUGAAGCGCGAAGAAGUCGCGGAUCUUGACGUUCCAAUUGGCCUCCUCUACUGCCUCGAGCCCAAGCCCUACGGUGUCGACUUCAAGGUCUAUAAGUGGGAUAAGGAGACCGAGUGGUUCUACGAGCAGCCUGACUUCCAACUCAAGCGGGCUGAAGAUGACAUGAUUUAA